AUGUCAGAAGAAAACACCACAUUCUAUGAUUAUUCAGAUUACUUAGAGCUUGCUAACGACACAGACCAUUCCCCUGCCAACCUAAGUGAUGUAAAGGACUUUAACAAAGUGUUUCUCACCACUCUCUACAGUUUGGUUUUCAUCAUGGGCUUCAUAGGUAACGGGCUAGUGGUGUGUGUCCUGGUGAAGCACCGGUAUCAGAGCAACCUGACAGACAUCUGCCUCUUCAACCUGGCUCUCUCUGACCUCCUCUUCGUCUUCACGCUGCCUUUCUACUCUCACUAUGCCAGGGUCGGCCAGUGGACCUUUGGAGACUUCAUGUGCCAUUUGAUCUCCGGCUCUCACCACACUGGCUUCUUCAGCAGCAUCUUCUUCAUGGUUGUCAUGACGCUGGACCGCUACAUGAUCAUCGUGCACACUCACAGGGUUGCACGUUAUCGCACAAAGAGGGCUUCCAUCAUUCUGACCGUGCUCGUUUGGAUGCUGAGCUUGUUUGUGUCUCUGCCAGAUUUUAUCUUCAGAAAGGCAAUAGGACAGGAAUCCCAAGGGGUGGAGUGUGACUACCCCGAAGAGAGCAACGUCUGGGAGCGUUACAGCCUGUUCACCAUAAAUGUGCUGGGUCUCAUCAUUCCCUUGUUGGUGAUGGUAGGUUGCUACUCCAGAAUCAUUCCCACGCUGGUGAGCAUGAGGACCGCAAAGAAGCACCGCAUCGUCAAGCUGAUCAUCUGCAUAAUGCUUGCAUUUUUCUUACUAUGGGCUCCAUAUAACAUUUCCCUUUUCCUGGAGUUUCUUCAGAAAAGAGGAAUAAUCCACAAUGAUAAAACCUGGUACAAAAAUAUAAGUCUGUCAAAAACAGUGACCGAGGCAUUAGCUUACACUCACUGCUGUCUGAAUCCCAUCAUAUAUGCUUUUGUGGGAGAGAAGUUUAUGAGACGAGCCUUGCAGCUGCUGAAAAAGUUUGUGCCUUUUUAUGGAAGAUAUUUGUCAGACAGCUCAUUCAGGAGAAGCUCAGUUAUGUCCAGGGGCUCUGAAGUCACCUCUGCUUCUUUGAAACUAUAG
Messenger RNA from Neolamprologus brichardi, 1059 nucleotides. Its product is annotated as C-C chemokine receptor type 2-like. Lineage: Eukaryota; Metazoa; Chordata; Actinopteri; Cichliformes; Cichlidae. Gene Ontology annotation, biological process: calcium-mediated signaling; immune response; positive regulation of cytosolic calcium ion concentration. The record is from RefSeq and is a predicted model, not a curated record. Gene Ontology annotation, cellular component: external side of plasma membrane; membrane. Gene Ontology annotation, molecular function: C-C chemokine binding; C-C chemokine receptor activity.